Molecule: messenger RNA, 1535 nt
Organism: Malaya genurostris
Lineage: Eukaryota; Metazoa; Arthropoda; Insecta; Diptera; Culicidae
Product: chromobox protein homolog 1-like
Exons: 4
Coding region: 230-847 (205 amino acids)
Biological process (GO): chromatin organization; negative regulation of transcription by RNA polymerase II
Cellular component (GO): nucleus; pericentric heterochromatin
Molecular function (GO): chromatin binding
Source: RefSeq, a predicted model, not a curated record
AAGAAAAAGAACAAGCUUACACCUCUCGGCAGAGCGCAUCAGUUGCUUUUUGUAAGGUUAAAAAAUUAAUUUUUGUGCGUGAUUUUUCUUAAACAGCCGUCAACUAUAUUCGGCUGUAACAAUUGCCACAUUCGGUACCCGGUACGCCUGGAAAAACGAAGAAAAGAUUUCUCCAUAAUUAAUUGAAUCACAUUAAAAAAAUACGCAGAAGACGGAUUUAAAGACAACAAUGAGCGGUAAACGAGCCUCGUCCAAGAACGAACAACCAAUCGACGAUGGAGCCGAAUUCUCCGUUGAAAAAAUUCUCGACAGAAGAGUUGUGAAUGGCAAGGUUGAAUACUACCUUAAAUGGAAAGGGUACUCGGCAGAAGAGAACACUUGGGAACCCGAGGAAAAUCUUGACUGUCCUGAUUUGAUCCAAGCGUUUGAAGAUGCUAGAAAGAAAAAAGAAAAAGAUGGUAAGUUACAAUCAUCAACUGCAAGUAAACACAGUGCUGAGAGUGUCACACUCACAGGCAAAGAAGAAAGCUCGGGUCGAAAGGUUGGUCGCAAGUCAGCAGCAUCGGAUGAUUCCAAGGUUGCUGCGGCCAAAAGAAAGUCAACUACCGGAGAAGAUAAAAAGAUCGGUUUCGACCGAGGUCUCGAACCAGAGGAAAUUCUAGGUGCCACUGACCACAAUGGACAGUUAAUGUUUCUGAUGAAAUGGAAAGAUGCAGCUAAUGCGGAUCUUGUACCGGCUAAACAAGCCAACAUCAAAUGUCCACAAAUCGUCAUCAAAUUCUACGAAUCCCGUCUAACAUGGCAAACCUCUGAGAAGAAAAACGAUUCUAAGGAUGAUUACGCCUAAAGGAGUAACUGAUAGUAUAAAACACACAGCUUAAUUAUAAGAGUAUGACUAUGUGAAUCUAUUUUUAAGUACCAGCUUUCUCUUUCCUUUUUACAUCAAGUGAAAAGAUUGACAAACCAGGUUGCUCUCGCAUCCGAAUGAAACAAAUAACACAUAUUCCCGGCGUGUAGGUCUUGAAGCUCUUUUAUUUUUUUGUUUGAUCAAAUUAACAUUAAUCAAAUUGUCCAAAUGAAAUCAGUUUCUUAAUAAUUCCCAUACCAAAAUACAAGCAGUAUAUGCAGUGGAUCACAAAAAUUGUAUAAACAAUUUGUGUAAUUACUCUUUUGUUCGGAAAAAAAUCGAGUUUGCAAAAAUGGCAUGAAAGACAAAAUUAGAUAGGAUAUGAAAGACUUCAUAUACUGUCUAUGCUAGAACGAAUGUGCAAAGCUACACAGUUUGGAAGCUGUUUUUUGAGCGUGUGUGAUGUGGUUCCAUUGUAUAUUAUUCACUGCUAUUAUGCCGGUCAAGAGAUUUUCUAUUUUUUUAAUAUAAUUCAAUGCACCUCUUUCCGAAAGUGAAGCGCCUUCUGUUUGCAAAAAAUAUUCGUUCCCCGAGACUUGUUUUUCCUUACAAUGAAAACAUCUGAACUAUGUGUAAGAAAGUGAAAAUUUAAAUAUUAGUAAUCAAUAAAGUAAGAAAACUAAAUCAA